Molecule: messenger RNA, 4007 nt
Organism: Drosophila arizonae
Lineage: Eukaryota; Metazoa; Arthropoda; Insecta; Diptera; Drosophilidae
Gene: caup
Product: caupolican
Biological process (GO): neuron differentiation; regulation of transcription by RNA polymerase II; cell development
Cellular component (GO): nucleus
Molecular function (GO): DNA-binding transcription factor activity, RNA polymerase II-specific; RNA polymerase II cis-regulatory region sequence-specific DNA binding
Source: RefSeq, a predicted model, not a curated record
ACCAGUUUGUGUUUAAACGCGAAUAGGCAUAGGCGCACAUCCCAGCGGUGCCUUGUCGACGGACUUCAAGCCCGUUCGUUCACAGAGAGAGAGAGGCCACUGACAGGUUGUGGAACUCGUUUCAGCCGUCGAUCGCUGCAAUUGCCGUAAAUAAAAAUAUUCUCCAUGUGUUUGUGCAAUAGACGUAAUGCGUGAAGCCUCGACGUGUCCAUAAAUAUACGAAAAAUAUACUAACUAAGCAAAUACAAAUUAAGAGCAACCAAUAACAGUGCCGCCGAUCACCUAAAGCAACUGUAACCGUAACAGCAACAGCAACAAGAAACAUCUAGUAAACAGCAACACAUGUUAUUGUGACUAACUAGCGCGACCUUUGGGUCGGUCCAUGUGCAGUCCGUGUUGAAGUGAGGUUCGGGAACUCGUGACAAAUACGUGAAUAAAUAGUGUCCAGCAUCAGAGGACGAUUUGUCGGUUGUCCGCAACAGCUGCAGAGAGCCAAAGUCAAUAAAAAACAACAACAAACAACAGCAGCAAAAACCAUACAAAAGUAAAAGAAUAAAACGCAAAGUCACAACAAAACAAACAAAACAUUUUCCGGCUCCGGCGACAUUAACAGAACUGCUCGACAUCGACAAUUUGUUUUAUCAAUUUUCAACAAGGCCAACAACACAGCACCAACAACAACAACAACAACAACAGCGACAAUAGCCAACAAACCAACAAACAACAAAAGCGCCCAGAGUGCUUAGCCGCGCUCGCGCCAAGCACGCACGCCACCACCACGACCAGCACCACCAACAUCAAACCAUCUCCAGCUCCAUAUCCACAUCCGCGUCCGCAUCCAUCUUCAGCUCCACCCAACACCCACUACCCAACCCCUUGGCAAGUGCUCGCCCAGCAUCCGCCUGCUCCAGCUUCCUCAGCAUCCUUGCAGCGCGCCGGCACCCCCCACAGUGAGCACUCGUACUCGCGGCCUGCCGUUGCCGUUGCCGUAGUCGUUGCCGUAGCCGUAGCCAGUUCCCGUUAGCAGUUCUGCGACAAAGACGAACGCGACAAUGGCUGCAUAUGCGCAGUUUGGAUAUGGUUACCCGUCGGCAAAUCAGUUACUCGGUGGUGCGGCGGCAACCACUGGCGACAGCCAGAGCGGACAUGGUGGGGGCUCGGUGCCCUCGCCGCUGUCCGGCACAAACGAGGCCUCCCUCAGUCCCUCGGGCGGCUCGACUACCACAGGCAUCACCGGCCCAGUGAGUCCAGGUGCAAUUUCUCAGUCGUCUAACAAUGCGGGCCCGACUGCAGCCACAGCCACGUCGCCGACGGAUGCAGAUGCAGUCGGCAGCGAUGUAACCGGCGCUACAGAAACAGACCCAGCUGUCAGCGGCGGCGGCGGCAGCGGCGUCGGCGUCGGAGUCGUUGGCAGUGCCCUAGAUGUUCACGUCCGUGCAGCGCACAGCAUGUCCUGCUGCGAAAACGGACGACCGAUCAUCACGGAUCCCGUCUCGGGCCAGACAGUCUGCUCGUGCCAGUACGAUUCGGCGCGUUUGACGCUCGGCGGCUACUCGCGCAUGGCAUUGCCCUCGGCUGGCGUAGGAGUUUAUGGCGGCCCGUAUCCCUCUAACGAGCAGAACCCCUACCCCAGCAUCGGUGUGGACAACUCGGCCUUCUAUUCGCCUCUGAGUAAUCCCUACGGCAUGAAGGAUACCAGCACCGGCACCGAUAUGAACGCCUGGACCUCAGCUGGCCUGCAAUCAACUAGUGGCUAUUACUCCUACGAUCCCACUCUGGCCGCUUACGGCUAUGGGCCCAACUAUGAUCUCGCCUCGCGCCGCAAGAAUGCCACGCGUGAAUCGACGGCGACGCUGAAGGCGUGGCUCAGCGAACAUAAGAAGAAUCCAUAUCCGACCAAGGGCGAGAAAAUUAUGCUGGCCAUCAUCACGAAGAUGACGCUAACCCAGGUCUCAACAUGGUUCGCGAAUGCGCGACGCCGUCUGAAAAAGGAGAAUAAAAUGACGUGGGAACCGAAAAACAAGACCGAGGACGAUGACGACGGACUGCUCUCGGAUGAGGAGAAGGAGAAGGAGCCCGGCGAGGGCACCAAGCUGCAAGCCAGCGACACAUUUGAUCCCGGCAAUCAGCGUAUCAAGUCCGAGCUGGCCAAGUCGGACAAGGAUCUGGACAUCGAGGAGAAGCUGGAGCGUGAGCCGCAAAACUUGCUGGCCAUCCGUGGCCUGCCGCCGUAUGGUGCACCCAAUUUCAAUAGCCAUCCGGCGCACUCCUACAAUCCCUACGCACAUGCCCACGCCCACGCCCACGCCCAUGCACACCAGCAGCAUCAGCAGCAGCAGCAGCAACAGCAGCAGCAACAGCAGCAGGAGCAACAACAACAGCAUCAGCAGCAGCAACAGCAGACGGCAGCUGCUUACUACAAUCCUGGCUACGGCCAUGGCCAUGGCCAGGAGGGAGUUGGAGCUGGCAGUGAAUACGCCCUUCAAAAAAACCAGCUGAGCAGAGACUGUGGCAUACCGGUGCCGGCGAGCAAGCCCAAAAUCUGGAGUGUGGCCGACACAGUCGCCUGCAAGACACCACCGCCUACGGCAUAUCUCGGCCAGAACUUCUAUCCACAGCAGCAGCAGCAGCAGCAGCAGCAACAGCAGCAGCAGGCACAGUCUCAGUCGGGCCUGGUGCCAGAUUCGCCGACGACCCAGCUGCAUCCGGAGCAGUCGCUGACGUUGAUGGGGCCGCAAGUCGAGCUCGGUUCGCCGCUGAGUAUGAUGAGCAGCUACGCCGCCGCAUCGCCAUAUUCGCGGAUACCUACGGUGUACACCGAGGCCAUGGGCAUGCAUACCAAGACGCCUAUCAAUAUGCAUCGCGACCUCUCCCAGCUCCAGGUGCAUUCCAGCUCGAGCCAGGCGCCCUACCUGCCCCAUUCCCAGCAGCAGAGGGUGGGGUUUUCCGAGAUACAGCCCGAUACGCCGCCGCAGACGCCGCCAAAUAUGAAGCUGAUCUCUCUCAGCAACAACAACUCCAGCAGCAACAACAACAACAACAACACCAGCAGCAGCAGCAGCAGCAACAACAGCAACAGCAGCUCUACGCUGCAUUCCGGACCCGGCCCGGUACCAAUAGCAUCCAUGGGUUCAAUGCUUUACAAUAACAACAUCUACAACAGUAGCAGUAGCUACCUGACGAGCAGUCGAUCCAACUCCUAAUGGGACAAGGCUCUGGAUGAGACGGACGGGGGAGUUGGCCUUAGUAGAUGCCGAUACCAAAUAUUUUCGUAACCAGGCCCAAGUGGACAAGUGCAAACAAAUAUCGCCGGCAAUCGUUAAGCGAUGGUGAUAGCGAUAACGAUAACGAUACCACACUAAUUAUUUUGCAAUAAAUGUAGCUUAAGCAUGGCAAUAAAAACUUUAUUUCCUACCAUAUCGUAAAUUAUUUCACUUUAUAACUUUAAUUAGCAUAUUCACACUCAUCAAUUUAAGCAGACAGACUACCCAGACGACACACAGCCGUUUGUCAUGCAGUGGGAUUUGUUUGAGUCACUCAUUCAGUCCCUCCACACACGCACACACACACACUCCCCUCCCUCGGCUUGGGUUUAAUGACUCGAACAUGAUGACAGUACACAGCUCUCCAAGACGACUUGGAACAUUUCUCAGCUCAUUCAGACAUCAUUUCUGAACUCUCGCUCUCUCACACUUCUCACUCUGUCUUUCUCUCGCUCUGUGUGCAAAGUUGUUUAUACAGUUAUUUAAUUACUACCUUUAUGUAUAAGUGCGAUAAAAUCUUGAAGAGAGAACCUAGAACUAUUUAAGCUAGAAUUGCGAAAAAAAUAUCGGAAACACUAUGAAACUAAGUAAGUUGUAAUAUGGAUAAAAGAGUGCUUAGGUUGAUUUAUUUGAACGAAUUGUAAUUUUUGAUAGCUGCGAAUAAAUAGCUAAACUUGAUAGCCAGUGUUUUCUGUGAUAUAUCCAUAAAAACAACUUGAAUAAUCGAUAACUACUCGAGAGUGG